This is a messenger RNA of Ylistrum balloti, 2697 nucleotides long. RefSeq lists its product as uncharacterized. Gene Ontology annotation, molecular function: tRNA binding; nucleotidyltransferase activity; double-stranded RNA binding. Gene Ontology annotation, cellular component: cytoplasm. The record is from RefSeq and is a predicted model, not a curated record. The coding region runs from base 1 to 2697 and encodes 898 amino acids. The transcript has 6 exons. Lineage: Eukaryota; Metazoa; Mollusca; Bivalvia; Pectinida; Pectinidae. Gene Ontology annotation, biological process: regulation of translational fidelity.
AUGAGUGGCAACGAAGUGGACUCCGCCGCUGCGUCCGGAUUUUUACUUGUCAGCCUCCUUUUUGCUCUCACCAGUGUCAAUACUAUCACAACAAAGCGAUCCAAUGCUGUAAUAACCAAUAUUCCGUAUGGUGUUUCGCUGUUAGUGUUCUCAUUGGCUAUCCUACUCACUGGAGUGACGUCACCCUCCCCACACAGACAGCUUCUUCAGUCUGUGGUCCUUUGUUUGGCAGUGCUCUGGUCAAGCGUUGGGGUCAAUCACAUUUGGACAGAGGUCAACUAUUCACAGAAUCAAUCGUCCGAGCACUAUGUUUCUGCUCACGAAACCUUGUUUCCGGGUUAUGGAGGUCUCAUGUUGGUGUUUCUCGUUUACCUAGGUACUUCUCUAACAAGCAAGGACUUCCGGUCAUGCGCUGCAGUCUCGCUUAUUUGUUUGGUCAUGUUUACGUUUGAAAUAAUUAAUUUGUUUGUUAGUGUACAAGGAACGGGGGUUCUUCAUGUUUUGCUCACUUUGAUUUUUCUUUAUUUCUGUUUUUCAAACGUAACUUCACAUUAUAAACGCUCAAACUUUGUAUCUCCGGACAAUUUGAAAACUGAAACAAACUCGCCAAAUACAUCAAUUCACAGGGAUCAUUUACUUUUAAUGUAUUCCUUGAAUAUUGUUUGUUUUACCACAUUUGCUAGUUACGUCAUCAAUAUCAUUUCUGAUACGCGGUUUUCCUUUCCGUGGCUGAUAACUUCCGGCAUCUUCGAAAUAGUGGUUGGCAUUGCGUCAUUAAGAAGGACUAGUCACCAUAGUGCUAGCAAUGUCAUUAUUUUUGGUCUGUUUUGGUUUGCUGUUGGGUCGAGCUUAAUGGCAGAAAACUAUGUGUGGAGAGAGAUGAACUUCAUUGUUCCCACAUCAGCCGUCUUGUUUUUAUUCUUCUUUCUACUUGCUGUAGUUGAAAUUAAGCUCGAGUUAUUUAGCUCCGUGUAUUAUCUGAUGAUGUCGCUGUUCGUACUUUCUCUGGGUGUAGAUGGACUUGAGGGUGUGUUCAUAGGAGUGAUGGGAUGGGCUGGUAUUGUCCUCUCACUCUAUGGCCUAAUUGCUUCUUCAACUCGUUUAACAGAACUGGAAAUAAGGUUUCCAUUGGGUGACAACAUUAUGGAAAAUCAAAAACUCACGAAAUUAUUUUCAUGUUUUCAAAAAUUAGGUAAGAACAGACAAACGACAGACAUCCUAUCAGAUUCUCAUAAAUUGUCAGAAGACAUUAUGCUGGGCUACUCAAAGUAUGUCGACUCUCAAAGUGUAGGAUUCGCGGCUAACGCCGUGGCAGCAUUUUCUCUCGUGUGGAUACCUUCUGGAUCAGCCCCGUUAAUUUUACCAUGGACCGUAGGUUUCGGGGGACUGAUUCAGUUUGCUGUUGGUUUUGUAAGUUUCUCCAGAGGGUUAACAUUUGAAAGCUGUUCUUUUCUUCUAUAUGCAAGCUUUUGGUCUAUCUGGGGAUCGGUGCGAGCCCUAGAUAUCAUUGAAGGGGCUCAGGGCGUGACUUUGGUGGUCGGCCUGGUUGGUUUCCUGGUGACUGGUUUACUUUUUCUCGGUUUGUCUACCACUAUAAACAAGAUUUGGUUGUUGAUUUCCUCUGUUUUUUGCCUUCUCGUUGUCGCGUUCUUGUUACGUGGUCUUGGUGUUAGUAACUAUGGAGGGUUGGAGAUUGCAAUUGCCAUAGCCUAUGUCUUGAUAUUUAUGUACGGAGCUAUGUCGGCCAUAUUGAAAAAUGUUUGGGGAAGGGACAUUCUUCCAUUGGGUAAACCUCUACUUCAAGUCAGCAAACUACACUCGGAUCGCUCCAAAGCGCUGUUCAUGGAUCCAAGACGGGCGACUGGUGUGAAACAAACAGCAGAAAUCCUGAGAAACGGCGGUAUUUGUGGUAUUCCUACAGACACUGUGUAUGUAUUGGUAGCUGCGUGUAAUCAACCACAGGCAGUGAUGAGAGCUUACAAUACUAAGACUCUGGCAGAGGAUCGGCCCAUGUCUGUUUGGAUAUCUAACAUCAAACAGAUUGAGAAGGCUCGUAUGGAACUGGGUGAUAUCUGUUGGAACUUUAUGCAAGAAGUGUGGCCUUCUAAUAUCAGCCUGGUGUUGAAUAGAGGUGAAUGGGUCAAGAUAUUGGGGUUAGGGGAAGCUGAAAAACUAAUUGGUAAACCGGACAGUAUAGCAUUGAGAAUUCCGGACAAUACGAUCGUGUGUCACCUGAUUGACCAGACUGGCCCUAUAGCUGUGACGUCAGCAAAUCCCACUGGAGAGGCAGAUACUACCCAUCAUCUACAGGUUGUAGCCAAACUAGGAGUGAAAAAUUGUGACGGGAUUCUUGCGGACGGUCCUUCCCCUGAGAAUAUUGCCUCCACUGUUGUUGACUGCCGAAAAAUCAAAGAGGAGAAAAUCGGCUUCUUUCGGAUAGGUCUGACGCCGAAGUCAAAAGUCGAAGAGAUGUUCAAUAAGGUCAGAAUAAGCAAACAGCACACCGGAAGUGGCAGCGGUACAUCCUCGAUUGGCAUUGACAACGCAGGCUUUGACAGUUCUGACGUCACAACGGAGAAAAAUGUCAAGGCAAAUUUCGAACAGACAUCUGGUCUUAUACAUACAGCAAAAACUAUUGGCGGGAAAUUGCCUGUUGAUGGAAGUAAACAAAACCCAGUGUUUGUCGAUACAAAGUGA